CACGCACACACUCGCUCUUUAAACACACGCAUCAUUUCUAGUGGAAGAAAGAGAGAGAGAGAUUGGCACCGGAGACGCAGCACCACGACCACUCCGAUAUGUCUGUUGGGGACGGACUGCUGAAACUUGUGCGCAGAGACACUCAAAGGCGGAUACAUCCAUCCAGCGCGUCCCAGAUAGUGGAUUAAAUUCACGCUUUCUUCUCUCUCCCUCUCUCUCUCUCUCUUUUUUUUUUCUUCCUCCUCCUCCUCCUCCUCUGGUUUCGUGUUACAAAGCCUUGGGAGGGAGUUGCGCGGAGAGCCAGUCCCUCUAUGUAGUAACUGAAUGACAGGAUCAUAUGGCUCGGUUCGCCUUAUAGUCCAAACAUCUCCAAAAAAUUAGAAAAAAAAAAAAAAAAUACAAGGAGAAGAGAGGGAAAACAGGACGACUUCAUGUGGAAUAAUUUAUAACUCCGAUUGAAUUUAAAAAGGCAAACCAGAGAUAACGGAGAAGAGGAGGGGAGCAGGAGAAGGAUACUGGGUCUGUCGUCGGAGGGAGCCGAAGAAAGCGCAGGACGCGUCGGCUGGAAUCAUCAGCACCAUCUGCGUAAAAACAAGCCCGAUGUGACCUUCAUCUGAGUCAAGUGUCUCUACUCAACAUUCACGAAAACGACAGAAGGAGGAAAAAAAAAGAAAAGCCUGAAAGGGAGAUUAAGAAGAAAUCACACAGACGCGCAAGGGAGGAGAAGAAAAACAAGUUGCCAGGAGCCCGGCUGCUUUCUCGAGUCUCUCUGAUCAUCUGAUUGAUCGCUCGAUCCAUCACUCAACACCACUUCCAACGAAUGGGAGGUGACAUAGGAGCCAUGGGCGGGACAAAGGUCUUGCUCCUGGUGUUUCUGGUUGGAUGGGAGAAGUCGCUGGGUCUCAACUGGAACCCAAUCCCACGCAAGACUGUUCGAUACCAGGAUGUGUUGGACAGCAUGGCGAGGUUCACCGUCCAAGGAGUGUUCAACUACAGCAUGUUGACCCUGUCGGACCACGAGAGGGUUUUGUACGUCGGGGCUCGAGAGGCGCUGUUUGCACUGGACCCCAACGAUAUCAGCAGACAGCUUCGGCCACAGAUCGACUGGCCAGCUCCACAGGAUAAGAAGAGGGAGUGUGUUGCCAAGGGAAAGAACAACCAGACCGAAUGCUUCAACUACAUCCGUUUCCUGCAGAGUUACAACCACACACACCUCUACACCUGCGGCACCUACGCCUUCCAGCCCAAAUGCACCUAUGUGAAUGCAGACUAUUUCACCCUCAACACUGCACCGCUGGAAGAUGGGAAAGGGAAAUGCCCAUAUGACCCUGCCAAAGGCCACACUGGGCUGAUAGUGGAUAAGGAGCUGUACUCAGCAACGCUCAACAACUUCCUCGGUACAGAGCCAGUCAUUCUGAGGAACCUCGGCUUACAACAUUACAGCAUGAAGAGUGAAUACCUGCCUGCCUGGCUCAAUGAACCAGAUUUCGUGGGUUCAGCACUGGUGAGGGAGAGCAGCGGCAGUAAGGAAGGGGAUGACGACAAGAUCUACUUCUUCUUCAGCGAGCGGGCAUUGGAGCUGGACUGUGACACUGAGCUCACUGUGGCCAGAGUAGCUCGUGUCUGCAAGGGGGAUCUGGGUGGUACCAGAACCCUGCAGAAGAAGUGGACCACCUUCCAGAAAGCCCGGCUGGAGUGUUCCCUCCCUGAGCGACAUGUUUCAUUCAACAACCUGAGGGCCGUGUUCACGCUGCCGGGGCAGGACUGGAGGGGAACCACAUUCUACGGCAUCUUCCAUGCACAGUGGGGUGACGUGGAUGUGUCAGCCGUGUGCCAGUACCAGAUCGCUGAUGUGAAGAAGGUGUUUGAAGGGGCGUACAAGGAAUACAGGGAGGCAUCACAGAGGUGGGGGCGCUACACCGGUGCUGUCCCCGUCCCACGGCCUGGAUCGUGUAUAACCAACUCAGACAGGGAGAGCGGCUACAACAGCUCUCUGCAGCUGCCUGACGCCACGCUCAACUUUGCCAAGAAGCACCCUUUAAUGGAGGACAAAGCUCUAGCUCGCCCCCUGCUGCUCACAAAAGGCGUCAAUUUCACCAAGUUGGCGGUGGAUCGGGUUAGCGCCCUGGACCAACGAUCAUACAACAUGCUAUUCAUCGGCACAGCGGAGGGUUGGCUACAGAGGGUGGUGGUCCUGGGCUCUGAGACCCACGUGAUAGAAGAGAUCCAGCUGUUUGAGACAGCCCAGCCGGUGGACAGCCUCACCAUCUCCCACUCCAAGAAGUAUGUGUACAUCGGUUCUCGUUCGGAGGUUCUCCAGCUGCCCUUGGCCAACUGCAGUCGCUAUCAGUCUCAACCAGACUGUCUACUGGCCCGGGACCCCUACUGCGCUUGGGACAGCGAGGGUCGGGCCUGCGUCCGGAUCGACCUCCACCGCGGCUCCACUGCCUCUCUGUCACAGGAUCUCAUGCUUGAAAGGUUCAGCCGAGGAAAAGCCAAAUUUGAUAAGCCGGUCUCCAUCCCCAGCCCUGAGCACUCCCGCCUUCGAAACAUAACCGUGGUAGUGGGGUCGGACAUGGUGCUGCCUUGCCAGCUGGUGUCCAACCUGGCUCAGCCCUGCUGGGUGUUCAACGACCGCGAGCUUCAGUUGGGCGACCCCGAGACUGAAGGGACACGCUUUGACCGGAACCUCAAGGCUCUUGUGAUCCCAGAGGCAGGCCAGGCUCAGGCAGGCCGCUAUAUCUGCUACUCUGAGGAGCAGGGUGUCAAGUUUCAGACAGAGCGCUACCAAGUGGCUGUUGUUGCCAGUGCUCCAGUCUUCAUGGAGGCCCGAGCUCCGGACAGCAGCAUGGGGCUCUUCUGGGUGCUGGUCAUCACUCUCGGAGCAGCCUGCUUGCUGCUGUUGGUAGCUGCUCUUUACUUGCGCCGAAGACUGAAGCUGGCACUGGGAAAGGGCGCUGACAUGAAGCCACUUGAGAGCACUCUUGUCUACCCGAUCACUCUGCCCAAAGAGCCGCCUACAUUUGUCCCCAGCAAGAUGCCCAGUGAUGAGGACCGUUUCUGGGAGACAGGCGCCAACUACUACUACUCAGACGGGUCUCUAAAGAUCGUUCCCGGUCACGCCAUAGGGCCCAGCAGCGUCAGCAGCACGGCGUCGCCCAGCGCCAUUCCGGGCCAGCCCAUCCACUCCCCCAGCCGUCUCAGUCUUACUAACAUCAGAGGCUCCAGUAGCAACGGCUACAUCCGCCUCAACCUGAGCACAGCAGGGGAGGAGAGGGCUAGCGGGGCUGGCGCUGGGGGCGGCGGGCUGGGAGGCCUGGGCAUGGGCGGGAAUGACUACUCCAGCCCCUUCAAGGAAGAGCUGAGACGCACACUGCAGCAAAGAAGCGUGCUUCCCGACGCAAAUCCAGAGGAGUCGUCUGUCUAGGCCUGUCCUCCUCCAUCUCCAUUCCUUGAGUUGGAAAAACGAAAACAACCAACCUACCUCCCUCCUUCCGAGGAUGCCUACUCUCUCUCUCUCUUUCAGUGACACACUGUCGAAUCCUCAUGCUCUCUCUCUCUCUCUCUCGCUCUGCCAAUGCCUGUUUGGCUCACUGUAGACAUUUAUAGCACACACAGCAUGUUAAAUAUACACACACAUACAUCGUGUUCGCCAACAUGCAAUCCUAUAAUUAUUGUGUUCUGGCCACCAUGCAGACUUGUGACUUUUUCUGCUUUCACUGUGCAAUCGCCACUUGUGUAAAUUGUGUAUUUAAAAGGCAUACUGAAUGCAGAGGAGAACACCUCAAGCAUGGAAAUCAAACAAAUGGCGUUAUGUGUUUUCAGAAGGACACACUUCUUUUAGUGGACCAAGUGGGGCUUUUAGCCUCUUUGCUGAGACCAGUGGACAAGCAGCAAAGUGCAGCAGACUGGAAAUGUUGAACUGAUUUGCUGUCCUUCUGUUCCUGCGCAACUUUUUUCAGCUUACUGCACUUAAAACUGGAAACGCAUUCUUCUUCUUUUUGUAUUUGUGAGUCAAGAGUGUGAGAGCGGUAUAAAAAGACUAAUUAAACUCGAAGCAAGACGACAAUCAUGUCCCCAAAGCAGGAGCUCCGCGUGGGACUGAGGAGAGAGGAGAGAGAGCGAGAGACAAAGAGAGAGGAAAUUAAAUGGAAAAUGAAGUGAAUUGAAGUGAAAGACACAAGAGGGUUUUUGAAUGAAGGACAAUCUCUCAAGACUUUCUCUGCUCAAUUUGUAAUUUUUUUCCCCCCACCGUUGUAUUUAUCCCUGGAGAAAGUCCUCGAUCCCUUCCACUUUAAUUUGUUGUGAUGGUUGGUUUGAAUUGAGACAUUUCUUGUUGUUAUUUUUCUAUGUCUUACGGACUACAGCAGUGUUCAAAUGGUUACCAGUGAGUAAUGGCUCUCCUCUGUGAAUGACAAUGCGAGGGCGAGCGCUUACGUUUCUGGCUUAGCCCCGCAGAGUGACCUUCAAACGCACCUUCAAGUUCAAUACACUACAAAUGCACUCCAGACUACAUUUGUUUGAGUCACAGCGUGUCACAAAUAUGCGCUUCGGUUGAGCCCUUGUGGACGUUUGUUCAUCUCCUUUGAAAAGAGAAGGCGAUUUGCAUUCAGCUCUUAGCGGCAGAACAAUAACUGCACACUUAAUUCCAAAUUGAAGUUGACGUGAAGACAUUAGGAAUGGAGAAUGUAGUUGAACCCUCACUGCUCCGACCGCUGUGGAUGUCUCAAUAAGUGCUUUAUAUCUUAUAUGUAUGUGAGGGUGGUAACUUGCACUGCCAAGAAGGAAACUACCCCCCCGACACACACACACACACACACACACACUCAUCCCUCUGAAUGCCAACUAUUCUGGACUACAGUGUUUGUGACACCACCCCACCACCCCACCCGACCUUCCUUUUACCGAUACCCAGAGACUGACCUGGGGCUACUGUGGACAUAACAGAGGAAGAACACUGUAAAACACACCGACACUAAAAGAAACCCACAGUGGUGAAGGAAGAAUGGACAGACUGACUGCUGCUGUGUUGACAGAUUGCUGGCUUCGGGCAGAGAGCAGCCACGAACCAGUGAAAGGGGCGGCUUCUGUUUUUGGGACGUGUCUGUCGGGACCAGAGGAGCAUAGCAAGAAGGAAGGGGAGGACAAAAAUACUCUGUUUUACCCCACUGUUUACAGAGCGCUGAGAAAUGUAGAAUAUGAAAAUGAUCCCAAGGUUGAAGAGGUACUCAGCCAUCAGCACCUCAUCCUAGUGUUGCAUGAUCCUCUGCAAGUGAACUGUACAUCUUUGGUAUGUUCAUCCUCGUAGAUGUGCAUCAUUUUGAUUGAUCAUUUUUGGACUUUUACAGACUUUUACAGAUAUUGUGAAACCCUAAUGCUCUCUUUGGAGAAAAAAAAACCAUCUGACUUUAUGGUUCAAGGGUUGUACAGGAUUUCAUGGCUGCAUUUCAACAUGUUUACUUUUUCUGUGCCUCUUCACCUUUUGGAUAAGCCAAAGUAGACUGCAGUUGCUUUUAUUCGUGUUAAAACACUUAAAUGAAUUUUAUUUGAAUCCAGAUCAAUAUUUGAGUCUCAGCAGUCCGUCCACUUUGCCAUUCUGAGCUGAUAUCUGCAUAUUUUACCUUCAGCUUAAUUUUCCCUUAAGAAAAAUGCAAAAAAAAAAAAAAAAAAAAAAAA
Molecule: messenger RNA, 5676 nt
Organism: Sphaeramia orbicularis (orbiculate cardinalfish)
Lineage: Eukaryota; Metazoa; Chordata; Actinopteri; Kurtiformes; Apogonidae
Gene: sema4c
Product: sema domain, immunoglobulin domain (Ig), transmembrane domain (TM) and short cytoplasmic domain, (semaphorin) 4C
Exons: 17
Coding region: 821-3427 (868 amino acids)
Biological process (GO): semaphorin-plexin signaling pathway; neural crest cell migration; negative chemotaxis
Cellular component (GO): synaptic vesicle membrane; plasma membrane
Molecular function (GO): semaphorin receptor binding; chemorepellent activity
Source: RefSeq, a predicted model, not a curated record